AUGGGAAAAAGAAAAUCGAAAAGUAGCGAGACCGAAACUGAUGCUACAGCUGUUACUCUUGCUCCCUCUGUAGAAGAAAGCUUUCCUCGUGGCGGCGCCAGUGCCUUGACACCUCUCGAACAUCGUGAAAUUGCUAAUAAAGCGGCACAAGAUCUCUUUUCUAGUAAAACUGAAGACAGCACAGAAGAUGCAGCAGAACCAGCAAAGAAGAAGAGAAAGCCUUUGAAAAAGACAAAAAAGACCACACCUGUCAAACAAACCAAGCCAAAAUCAGACAGAGCAUAUAUUGAACAGUUGAACUUCAAGAAAUUGACAGUUGGCACUUCAUUCUUGGGUUGCAUUUCUCGUAUCAACGAGUUGGAUUUAUUUGUUUCCUUGCCUCAUCAGUUAGUGGGUGUUGUAGCUAUCACUGAAAUAUCAGAUGCCUUAACAGCCAUGGUUGAAAAAGCAGCUAAUGAAGACGAAAAUAUGGAAGAUUCAGAUGACGAUGAUAGCAAUGACAUUUCCUUGCCCAAGUUAGAUAAAUUAUUCCGUGUUGGUCAAUGGGUCCGUUGCAAAGUUAUCGCUUUGCAAUCAGAGAACAAAAAAAUGAUUGAAUUAACGCUGAAUCCCAGUAAAGUAAAUGAAGAUGUUCCCAAGAUUGAUAUUACACCAGGAAUUACCCUAGGUGCUACCGUUCAAAGCGUUGAAGAUCAUGGUUAUAUUUUAGACUUGGGUGUGAAGGAUUUAGCAGGAUUUUUGCCAAUGAAAGAAUCCGAGUCUUACGUUAAGCAAUACAACCGUAAUGAGGAACUCGUUGUGGGUCAAUAUGUUGAAUGCGUUGUAGAAAAAGCGGCAGGCCGUACUGUCAACGUUUCAAUUGAUCGUUCAAAGAUCGCCAGUGCAGUAGUCGAAGCUCCUUUCUCUAGCAUCGUCUCUAUCCUUCCAGGACAGUUAGUGCAAGGCAACGUUCAAGCUGUUCAAAAUAAUGGCUUAGCAGUUAAAAUGCAAGGCCUUUACUCAACAACCAUCGAUAUGUCACAUAUUCCAACCUCAAAAGAUAUUGAAAAUGAUUACAAAUUGGGUCAAAACAUUACCUUCCGUACAUUAUUUACUAUUCUCAACACGGAUGAAAAGAAAAUCGGCGGUACACUGUUGAGCCAUGCUUUAGAAUUGGACGUCCCAUCUCUCACAGACAACCAGAAAUCAGAUAAGUUUGUUGCUGAUCUUUUCCCUGCAGGCUCGUUUUUAGACAACGUCAAAGUUGCACGUGCAAAUAACACUGGUAUUUGGGCCACUUUGGAUAAGGUGACUGGUGUUUCCGGUUUCGUCCACAUCUCUCGUUUAGCUGACGAACGUAUUGCCAACAUUACUCCCACCUCCGGCAAAUUUAAGAUCGGUAGUGUUCACCGUGCGCGUGUAUUAUCUUACAAUCCUGUAGACGCUCUUUUGGUUUUGUCUUUACAACCUAGUGUUUUGGCCGAAAAAUACUUACGUAUUACGGAUAUUGAGGUUGGCUCGGAUAUCGAAUGUGAAAUUGAAAAGCUGAUUGAUGCAGGCAUUUUGGUCAAAAUAUCCAAGUCUAUUUCUGGUCUUGUUCCCGCUAUUCAUAUGGCUGAUGUAAAGUUGACUCGUCCGGAACUCAAAUUCAAGCCAGGCAAAAAAAUCACCUGCCGUGUGUUUAGAAUCGACCCCGUCAAGCAAAAAGUCUUUUUAACACUCAAAAAAUCAUUGAUCAACAGUGAAUACCCACUUUUCAAGGACAUUCGCGACCUUAAGGUGGAUGAUGUUUCUCACGGUGUGAUCGUUGCUAUCAGAAGCAACGGCUGUAUCGUGUCUUUCUAUAACGGUGUAAGUGCGUUUGCGCCAGGCAGUGAAAUGACGGAAACACAUGUGAAAGAUUUUAAGGAGGUGUUUAAUAUCGGUCAAACAGUAAAAGCAACCGUGCUGACAGUGAAUCCUGAAGAAGGCAAACUGUUAGUCUCUUUCAUCAACUCUAAAAAGAAAGCAGAAAAGCAGGCUGCUAGUAAGGCCAGAUUGGAGGCAAAGCAUGAAGCGAAGAAUGAUGCUCUUGCGCCUGGUAAAAUCGUUACCGCUACCAUCAAGUCAAUCAAAAAGACACAUAUCAACCUUAUCUUACCUGGUGAUUUUGAGGGUCGUCUUCAUGCCUCUGAAGUUUAUAACAACAUGAGCGACAUUACUAAUCUGAAAGCACCCCUUAGUCAGUUCAAAACCAAGCAAGAGAUUCAAGUCAGAAUUUUAGGUGUUCGUAAUAUCAAAUUGAAGACUUACCUACCUAUCACUCACGCUGCUAAAGUGAAGCAACAUCUCGAAUGCUCCCUCAAAUUGGAAAGCAAUGAUGACGGAAGUUCUCGAGAGCUUCGUAAUCUUAAAGUGGGUGAUGAAUUCAUGGGCUUUGUAUCUGAUAUUCAUUCUGGAUAUGCACUUGUCAGUAUUAGCAGUCAUACGACCGGUGUUUUGCACAAGCAGUUGGCCUCAGCCGAUCCCACUAUAUGUAACGAUCUGUCGAAACAUUUCGUUGCUGGUCAAGCCAUUCGUGCUAUCGUUAUGUCUGUCGAUGCCAACAAAGAAACAAUUGAGUUUAUGAAUUUGGAUGAUGAAAAGACACCUCGCAUCACUAGUAUCUCAGAUGUCGAAGUUGGACAAGUACUUAAUGGUAUUGUCAAGAGUGUCAAUAAGGUGACAGGUCUCAAUGUCCAUCUUCUUAACAAACUGCAUGCCAAGGUUUAUCUUACUGACAUUGCUGAUACGUAUACCGAAGACCCUACUGCAGCUUAUAAAGAAGGAGACGUUGUUCGCAUGGCUAUCAUUGGUGUAAAUAAAGAACGUGGUCAAAUUGAUGCUUCCUUAAGACCUUCUCGUAUCUAUCCUGAUAUUGAAUCAAACGAAGUCAAGUCUUUCAGUGACAUCAAACGUGGCAAUGUCUAUGAAGGUUAUGUCAGUAACGUUUCUUCUGUUGGUGUAUUUGUUAAAUUGAAUCACAAUAUUGCCGCACGUGUCAAGAUUGCCAACCUAUCAGAUUCAUUUGUGAAGGAAUGGAAGGACAUCUACAAGUUAGGUCAAUUAGUAAAGGCUAAGAUUAUUUAUAUUGAUUACGAUAUGCAACGUCUUGAGGCCUCCUUGAAAACCAGCGUAGUAGAAGGAACCUCAAAUCCUGCUGGUGAAAAGAAGAAAGCACAACAUCAUAUUGAAUCAGAUAGUGAUGAGGAAAUGCCUGAAGUUGACGAGUCUGAUUCUGAUGAAGAAAUGCAAGAUGUCUCUGCUAAUGAAGAAGACGAAAGCGAUGGUGAAGAUGAGGAAAAAGAAGAAAACGCCAUUGCAUCUGAUGGUGGCAACGACAGCGGAGAGGAAGACGCUGAAGAAGAUCAAGAGGCUGCACCUACGCCUGCUUUGAAGAUUGAUAAUUUCGAUUGGACUGGUAUAAACAAUAGACCCGAUUCAAGUGACGAAGAAGAGGAAGAUUCUGAUGACGAAGAUGAUGAAGAUUCCACCAAGUCCAAGAAGAAGAAAAAUCAAAAGCAAGAAGUGGAAGAUAUCACUGCUGAACUCAACACAAACGCACCGCAGACAGCAAAUGAUUAUGAACGCUUGCUUGUCGGUUCACCUAACUCAUCAUAUCUUUGGAUUAAUUACAUGGCAUAUCAAUUGCAACUAUCUGAAAUUUCAAAGGCUCGUGAUAUUGGUGAACGUGCUUUGAAGACAAUCAACUUCCGUGAAGAACAAGAAAAGUUGAAUGUUUGGGUAGCCUUACUCAAUUUGGAAAAUAAUUUUGGUACUGAGGAGAGUUUGCAAGAAGUUUUCAAACGAGCAUUGAUUUAUUGUGAACCCAUCAAAGUGUAUAAGCAACUGGUCAAGAUUUACGAACGUAGCGACAAGCAAGAUAAGGCUGAAGCCCUUUAUGAAGAAAUGACAAAGAAAUUCGGCCAAUUACCUGAAGUUUGGACUGGUUUUGGACUCUAUUGUCUUCAAAACGAUAAAGUUGAAAAAGCGAGAGAAUUACUUCAACAAAGUCUGAAGGUUUUACCCAAGUUUGAACAUGUACAAACAAUUGUCAAGUUUGGUCAAAUGGAGUUCAAACAUGGUGAACCUGAACGUGGUCGUACAAUACUUGAAGGUGUCUUGAGCAAUUAUCCUAAACGUCUAGAUUUAUGGAAUAUAUAUCUAGAUAUGGAAAUCAAGACUGAUGUGGAGAAAGCAAGGUAA
Mycotypha africana is the source of this 4203-nucleotide messenger RNA. RefSeq lists its product as uncharacterized. NCBI's taxonomy places the organism in Eukaryota, Fungi, Mucoromycota, Mucoromycetes, Mucorales, Mycotyphaceae. The coding region runs from base 1 to 4203 and encodes 1400 amino acids. Gene Ontology annotation, molecular function: RNA binding; protein binding. The transcript is spliced from 4 exons. The record is from RefSeq and is a predicted model, not a curated record. Gene Ontology annotation, cellular component: nucleolus; small-subunit processome. Gene Ontology annotation, biological process: rRNA processing.